AAGAAUAGUUCUGCAAGCUGAAUAUGCAUAUAUAGUAGCAUGCAUUAUACAUGCUCAUUACCACUUCAUUUCAUACAAGCAUAGCUAUGGGAAUAGUACCACAAAAUGUUAGCUUUAUAGCACUUCUUGCUUUCUCAGUGCUACUUGGCACUGUGUUAACUGCAGAACCAAGCCUGGAUGUCGAGCUUGAAGCUCUGAAAGCAUUCAAAAAUUCAAUUACAGAGGACCCUCUUGGUGCUCUUCAAGAUUGGAAUGAUUCUAGUCAUCAUUGCAACUGGACUGGGAUCACGUGUGAUACUUUUGUCGUCUCCAUUUCUGUGGUCGAAAAGCAACUUCAGGGCUCCAUCUCUCCAUUCCUGGGAAAUCUUUCUAAUCUCCAGGUUCUUGAUCUAACUUCAAACUCAUUCACUGGUCACAUUCCUUCACAACUAGGCUAUUGCUCACAGCUUACUGACCUCAUCUUUUAUCAAAAUUCACUUUCUGGUUCAAUCCCACCAGAGCUAGGAAAGCUUGAAAAUCUACACACUGCUGAUUUUGGUAACAAUUUACUCACUGGAAGCAUUCCAGAGAGUUUAACCAACUGCACAUCACUGUUGGCACUUGGCUUAAACUCUAACAACCUCACCGGUGAAAUCCCAUCUAGCUUAGGUGAAUUGGUUAAUCUACAGGUUUUUGUAGCUUAUGAUAACAGUCUAACAGGUUCAAUUCCUCCUUCCAUUGGUAACUUGAAAUAUAUUCAAGAUUUUGACCUAAGUGAAAACAAGUUAUCUGGUCCAAUCCCCCCGGAAGUAGGAAAAUUGUCUAAGUUGCAAACACUGCAGUUAUUCACCAAUUCUCUCACUGGCACAAUUCCAAAAGAAUUAGGCCAGUGUACCAAUCUUGUCUUGCUAAACCUUUAUGGCAAUCAUUUCACUGGAGCCAUUCCUUCUGAACUUGGAAAUUUGGCGAGUUUACAAGCCUUACGGUUGUAUGAUAAUAAGCUGAAUUCUACAUUUCCACUUUCAUUUCUACGAUUGAAAUCAUUGAUCAAUCUGCAACUUUCACAUAAUGAAUUAACUGGCAGCAUACCUUCCGAAAUUAGUUCCUUGGCUUCAUUGCAGAUACUGAUGCUGCAUAAUAAUAGCUUUACUGGUGAGAUCCCUUCAUCAGUAACCAAUAUGACAAAUCUAACUUAUGUGUCGAUGGGCUACAAUCUUCUCACGGGAUCAUUACCAUCAAACAUGGGGGCACUACACAAUUUAAAGAACUUGUCAUUCUACUUUAAUUUUCUUGAUGGUGUCAUUCCUCCUAGUAUCACCAACUGCACAAAACUUCUUUCAAUAGGGUUGUCUUCUAAUAAACUGACCGGAAAAAUUCCUUAUGGCCUAGGGAAGUUGCCAAAUCUCACAUUUCUCAGCGUAGAAAAUAAUCAUAUGUUCGGAGACAUUCCUGAUGACCUUUUUGAGUGCAUAGGUCUGACUACGCUCGUCUUAACUGGAAAUAAUUUCACCGGAUUGCUGAAACCAAGCAUAGGAAACCUCACUAAUCUUGAGACGCUGCUUCUUGGUACAAAUUCAUUUUCAGGAAGGAUUCCAAAGGAAAUUGGGAAUCUUACUCAGCUGCUUAAGUUAUCCCUUCGGACAAACAAAUUUUCAGGCUUCGUUCCUCCUGAACUGUCAAAGCUUACUCUCCUCCAAGGCCUUGCACUUGAAAACAAUCUCCUGGAAGGCUUGAUUCCAGGAAGCCUUUUUGAGCUCCGAAAGCUGUCUGUACUUCUGCUUCACAAUAACAAGUUCACAGGAACCAUCCCGGAUGCUCUUUCAAAACUUGAGCAACUGACGGAAUUGAACCUCAGAGAAAACAAGCUUUCUGGGUCAAUCCCUAAGAGCUUGGCAAGACUGAACCGACUGUUGACCUUGGAUCUCUCGCGUAAUAAUCUCACAGGAUCUAUUCCAGGAUCAGUGAUAUCAAGCAUGAGAACAUUGUCGAUGUACCUCGAUCUAUCACACAAUUUAUUUUCUGGAAAAAUUCCACCUGAGAUGGGAAUGCUAGAAAUGGUACAAGUCAUUGACAUCUCAAAUAACAAUCUAUCAGGAAGCAUUUCUGCGCUCAGAGGCUGCAGAAAUCUGUUAUCACUUGAUGCAUCAAGUAACAAAUUAUCUGGCCAGAUCCCAACAGACAUUUUCACUCAGAUCACGCAGCUUACCAACCUGAAUCUCUCAAGUAACCAGCUAGAUGGGGCACUCCCUGAGAAUUUGGCGAGCCUGAAGGAUCUUAAUUCGCUUGAUCUUUCACACAAUAUGUUCAAAGGCAUAAUACCUGAAAAUUUCACCAAAAUGUCCACCUUGAAAUACCUCAAUCUUUCUUUUAAUCAACUUGAAGGACGUGUUCCGGAGACUGGUCCAUUCAGAAACAUAAGUGUAGCCAAUUUGCAAGGAAACCCAUCCCUUUGUGGAGGCAAAUUUCUCCAGCCAUGCAUCAACCAGAAGAAAUCAAAAGGCCCUCUUUCCAAAAAGAGGCUGAUCAUUCUUGCUUCAGUAGGAUCAUUUGGCAUAGUCUUGCUAUUAUUAAUAAUAGUUCCCCUGUUUCUAAGAUGCAUCAAAAAGAGUAAAACAAAAGAGCUCGAGGAUGCAGCACCAAAUUACACUUCAAAAUCGAUCCUCAAGAGGUUUGAUCCGAAAGAACUGGAAGAUGCUACUAAUAUGUUUGAUGAGGUUAACAUUCUGGGUUCAAGUACUAUGAGUAUUGUGUACAAGGGUACACUGGAAGAUGGACAGCUAAUAGCCGUUAAAAAUUUGAAGGUGCAUCAAUUUGCUGUGUCAAGUGAAAAGAGCUUCAACAGAGAACUCGGAACACUUGGUAAACUGAAGCACAGAAAUCUGGUGAAGCUUAUAGGUUAUGCUUGGGAGAGUUCAAAGCUGAAGGCAAUAGUAUUAGAAUACAUGGAAAAUGGUACUCUGGAGAGCAUUAUACAUGAUCCAAGGGUGGAUCAAGCACGGUGGACAUUGUUGGGGAGGAUUGAUGUUUUAGUCUCAAUUGCAAGGGGUUUGGUUUAUUUGCAUUCAGGUUAUGAUUUUCCAAUAGUUCACUGCGACCUGAAGCCUUCUAACGUUCUUUUUGAUGGGAAGUGGGAUGCCCGUGUGAGUGAUUUUGGGACGGCCAGAAUUCUAGAUAUAGAUUUAAACAGCAGCAGCUCUACCUCGGGAUCAGCUUUUGAAGGAACUAUUGGCUACUUGGCACCAGAGUACGCAUUUAUGAAGAAAAUCACAACAAAAGUCGAUGUUUUUAGCUUUGGCGUGAUAAUGAUGGAGUUUCUCACAAGAAGACGUCCCACAGGGCUUUCUCUAGAGAAUGGACAGCCAAUCACAUUGCCACAACUAGUUCAGAAUGCUUCUGCAGAUGGAAACGAACGAUUACUUCAUCUAGUUGACCCUCAGUUAACUUCAGAUAUCUCAAACAAACAGCAGCUGGUAGAAAUCUUUAAGUUAGCCUUACUAUGCACGUGCCAAGAGCCAGAAGGUCGACCUGACAUGGAUGAGGUGCUGUCUUCACUUGCAAAGAUCAGCAAAAUGGCAGCACAAAAUGGGAUCACAGAAGAUAGCAGAUCAAAAAAAGGUCAAACAAGCAACGCUGCCCCUCAAAUUGUUCGCACUGCAUCUUGAAUCCUAGUUAGCUGUAAAAAGCAAUUUUCAAUUGUUUGCAUUUCUUACAGUGCAUCCACUGCUUUAUAUCAUCGAGCAUGUUCUUAAAGCAUUUUGUUCA
Daucus carota subsp. sativus is the source of this 3741-nucleotide messenger RNA. Its product is annotated as LRR receptor-like serine/threonine-protein kinase FLS2. The coding region runs from base 51 to 3641 and encodes 1196 amino acids. The record is from RefSeq and is a predicted model, not a curated record. Gene Ontology annotation, molecular function: ATP binding; protein binding; protein kinase activity. Lineage: Eukaryota; Viridiplantae; Streptophyta; Magnoliopsida; Apiales; Apiaceae. Gene Ontology annotation, biological process: protein phosphorylation. The transcript is spliced from 2 exons.